Trichomonas vaginalis G3 is the source of this 783-nucleotide messenger RNA. Its product is annotated as protein ubiquitination. Bases 1 to 783 code for a protein of 260 amino acids. Gene Ontology annotation, molecular function: protein binding. The record is from RefSeq and is a predicted model, not a curated record. NCBI's taxonomy places the organism in Eukaryota, Parabasalia, Trichomonadida, Trichomonadidae. The transcript has a single exon.
AUGUACGACAAUGUCGACAAAUUCUCCAAACUAGUAUCGAGAGAGAACGUUAAUAAAAAAGUAGAUAGUCCAUUUUAUCCAAACAGAUACAAUUUAUUGGAAUUAUGUUGUUUCCAUGGUUCACCAAAAUGUUUUAAAUAUUUAAGAACAAAAUUCAACAUGGAAAUCACUGAUAAUUGCAUUUAUUAUUCAUUUUUAAGCGGAAGUACAUAUAUCGCUAAUGAAUGCAUGAAAGUUUUCACACCAAAUGCAACUUGCAUGAGAUACGCAAUCCUUGCACAUAAUGUUGAAUUAACAACAUUUUUAAACAAAAAUUAUCAUGUUCCUUAUGAUCCUUAUUCAAGUGCUGAGUUCAAUGAUUAUGUAACUCUCUGUUUGUAUAUUGAAGAAACUAAUUAUUAUAAUAUUCCUUUUAUUCAUUCUUUUGAAUUUGGUAAUCCAAAAUUAAUUGAUUUCUUGUUUUCAAAGGUAACAAACAUCAACGCAAAAGAUGUUAUUGGAGUAACUGCUUUACAUACUUGUGCUGAUUGUAAUAACAAGGAAAUGUUGAAAUUAAUCAUUUCUAAAGGUGCAAAUCUUAAUGCAAGGGAUAGAUAUAAAGAAACUCCUUUGACAAUGGCAGUAAGAAAUAGUUAUUACGAAAUAAUUGAAAUUUUGGUUAAAAAUGGUGCUGAUAUUAACAUUAAAGAUUGUUAUACAAAUUUGCAUGUACUUCGCGAUGUCGUUAGGACAGGAAACUCCACAAACAAAGACACUUGUUUAUUGCAUGUCGCUGUAAUGUAA